Molecule: messenger RNA, 1058 nt
Organism: Paramecium sonneborni
Lineage: Eukaryota; Ciliophora; Oligohymenophorea; Peniculida; Parameciidae
Source: the annotation of a GenBank genome assembly
AGUUACUUACGACAAUCAAAAAUAUGAACAAUAAAAAGCAAGAAUAACCUUUAGGAAAUGUUUUAAAUAAAUAAAGAAGAGAUUUAAAGCAAAUUUCUUUUUUUAAAUCUAAACUUUCAGGAUUAUCACCUUUGAAUAAAUUUAGUCCUUUUAAGGAAUCAAGCGCAUCUUAAUUGUUCAAUAAAAAUUAUGCAUCUAUUGAUUUUACAUCUCAAAAGUAUCAAGUUUAAAUUUUAAAGACAGCCCUUAUUCAAAUCAAUAAAAUAAAGAUCCAUACAUAAGUCUUCAUUUGAUUCAUCAAGAAGUCCUCAUAAAUCUCCAAAUAUUAGCAAUUAGUAAUUUUAUAAUUAAUAUUUCAAGCUCUUCUAAACAAAACACAUAGAAGAAAGAAAAUACUAUAAGAAUUCAAUAAGUAAAAAGAUCAGAAUAGUAAAACAUAAUUGUAAACUUUAGGAAAAUUCCUUUUGAUUCAUUAAAAUCAUCUAAAAUUUAUAUGGAUAGUUAGAAAUCAAUAACUUAAGCAUUAAAGCAACAACAAAAAUCUGAGGACAUGUAAGAAUUUAAUUAAAUAUUAAGAAAAUUAAUUAUUGGAUUAAAAAGCUUGAUUAAAAAAGAGAAAUAAGUUAUUUUAAAUGAUAUUGAUUAAGUAAUCAAACAAACAGAUAAAUAUUAAUAAAAAAUAAUAGAAAUUGUAUAUUUAUAUAUAAUUAUAUUAGACAAAUGAUCAAGAAUAAUUAAGAAAAUAAUAUCAAAAAAUGACAGAGGAUGAAAAUUUGAGUGUUGAAAAAUAUAGUGAAACUAUAUCAAAAUACAAUAAAGUGAUUCAAUUAUUACAUGAAUUAUAAAUUGAUUAUGAUACAUUAUUACCUGAGUUAUGUAUGUACUUUAAUAUUUUAUUAGAAAAUGAUUAAACAGAAGAAAUUUUAAAAAAUGUUUAAUAAGAAGAGAAUAAAGAUGAAACAAUCUUACUUCAAUAAUUUAUAAUUAAGAAAUUGAUUAAUCAAAUAGAAGAAUGCAAAUAAACAAAUCAAUAACUAAUUUAAAAGAUAAAACAAUGA